Messenger RNA from Homarus americanus (American lobster), 462 nucleotides. RefSeq names its product basic salivary proline-rich protein 3-like. The coding region runs from base 1 to 462 and encodes 153 amino acids. The transcript has 2 exons. Lineage: Eukaryota; Metazoa; Arthropoda; Malacostraca; Decapoda; Nephropidae. The record is from RefSeq and is a predicted model, not a curated record.
AUGGUUACUCCCAAGGACAGCGGCGCCCCAGGGGACUCUCGCAGGGAUUCUCUCAGGGGCGGCAGUGCCCCCACGGAUCUUCCCAGGAACGGCAGAGCCACCAAGGCACCUCCCAGGAGCGGAGGCAACCCAAAGGGGCCCUCUCAGGGCGGCGAUGACCCCAGGGGUACUCCCAGAGAGUGGUGGUGCCUCCAGAGGCCCAACCAGGGACAGUGGCUACCCCAGGGACACUCCCAGCAACAGCAAUACCCCCAGGGAAAUCCCAGGGACCCUCUUAGGAGCGGUGGCGCCGCCAGGGCCCCUUCCAGGGACCCUACAUUGGGUUGCCAAGGGCCCUAUGGGUUGCCGGCGCAUCCAGAGGCCUUUCAGUUACGGCAGCGCCUGCAGGGAGCAUCCUCUGGGCGGUGGCGUCCCCUAGGACUGCCCCAGGCGUGGCGGCGCACCCAGGGACCUUUCCUGUGA